This is a messenger RNA of Penicillium samsonianum, 966 nucleotides long. RefSeq lists its product as uncharacterized. NCBI's taxonomy places the organism in Eukaryota, Fungi, Ascomycota, Eurotiomycetes, Eurotiales, Aspergillaceae. The record is from RefSeq and is a predicted model, not a curated record. The transcript has 2 exons. Bases 1 to 966 code for a protein of 321 amino acids.
AUGUCUGUCGUCGAUGCCAUUGGCGUCAUCUCUGGUAUCCUGACCAUUGUCUCAUUUGGAAUGGAUAAUUUCGGCGAGGGUGAGACCUCUGGUUCGACCAUCAAGGUUGCCGUUGCUCUUGAUGGCCCGAACGGGCCAACAAAUGCUGGUGGUGACCUCCCCGAUGUACGAGUGUGGAAUGAGGUCGGCGGCUUUGUUGGUAUGAAAGCCGACCCCGGUUCCGUGGAUAACGGAAACCUGGGCGAAGUCAAAAUCAACCACGAGAACCAGGGUGUAUACUCCUUGUUCUCAGCCAAUGACGAUGCCAUCUGUGUGGCUUGGGUGACCACCACGUGGAGCGACGACCGCGGCGGAAACAAGUAUGCCGUGUCGGGCGACUACGGCGAGGCAUGUGGUGGUUCGUGGUUUGAGAGUCACAUGUAUCCCAACAGCAACGAAGAUUACCAGCCCAAGUGCUUCUGGAUUGACAAAAACGGUGAUCAGCCCAAGACCGGAUUUCAGGUCCGCUGGCCUGCCUUCUCAAAGGACGAGCAAGACGAGCAUGACACAAACCCCCAAAGAAUGUGCAACGAUAUCAACUUUGGAUUGCGCGAGGAGGAUGACCCCAGUACCAUCAAUUACUACAUAAAGAAGAAGCGCAGCAGCCCUAUGCGGGCUCGUCAGGCCUCGACUCGGCCUGCAUGGGCUGAAUCUGAGCUGGUCAUCAGUGACUCCAAGUCUCACUCAGCUAAGAGACUGUGUGAGUCCGAUACAUCCAUGGGACCUGAUUUCGCUCAUACUGGAGAGGCUGCCUUCUGUGACAUGGGUUCCAAGGUCCUCUACGCAUUCUGCACCGAGGAUGGCCAGACGGACUGCUUUGACUUUGAUUCCCAAACUGUUUCCGCCAGUACAAUCACACGUGAUGCUACUGAGGAUGUGGGUGGCUACUCAAGUGUUCGUGAUUGGCGCUCGGCCAGCAAAGCAUAG